CGUGCUAGUUCAGAUGCAAUUGCCCAACACACGUCCGAAUGCGGUUCAUCACGACCGAUAAUUACGCACCGAACAAACACAAUCAAUGGUCGCGUCUAUCGCGUUCAGAUGACCGCUAGCUCACACCCAUCAGGAUGUCACAAAUUGAUCACCUGCCCUCAUGAAUCCUGAACAGCCGCGAAGAGCGGCAACUGUACCUUUGCCUGUGCCUCAAAGUCAUACAAACCCGCCACCAGCUCCACCUCUGCCACCACAACAACGAGCUCGUAAUGCCCUGAACAGAUUUUUAGGAUUCCCAGCCAGAGCUGCUGAUGCAGAUGGCGAUGGACGUGAUGGCAAUGGUGCAGGUCUCAAGGAUGUUCAGAGACUUCCUAGCUUAUCAGCAUACAAUGCCAGCGCCAGCCACAAAACUGGGCUAGAAAUCAAUUCUUUAUCUAUCAACGAUGAAGGAAGUCAUGCAAUUCUUGCUGGACGAGAUAUUCUCAAAACCAUUCGCGUUGAUGAAGGAAGCUGUACUGAAGAUAUCAACAUCCGAGCUGCUAUUCGCAAUUACAGCGCUCAUACUUCUGGAAGAUCCAAGGACAACAUCAACAUAUCAGACGUUGCUUGGGGAAAAGGCAACUUUGGCAAUUACAUUGCUGCUGCAAAUGCCAAUGGACCCAUAACUUUGUACGACCUCAAUCAUCCUGGUAUCGAGGUUGCUCAGUUAAAGGAACACCGUCGGCAAAUUCACAGAGUCACAUUCAACCCCCAUGCUGGUCAGCAUUUCCUCUCCGCUAGUCAAGACGGAACCGUGCGACUUUGGGAUCUUCGUGACGUUAGGCGAGAUGCCAACACUUUCCCAAGCAGAUUUACAACAAGCGGUCAGAAUGAGGGUGUUCGAGAUGUCAAGUGGUCUCCAACUGAUAUCUUCGAAUUGGCAAUGUGUACAGACGGUGGCUUUGUGCAAAGAUGGGAUACACGCAAGCUCAAAAGUCCUUUGACACGCAUUGCAGCACAUACCGGGCCCUGUGCGACGAUCGACUGGCAUCCUGAUGGUAAACACCUGCUCAGUGCCAGUUCAGACAAGACAGUGAAGGUCUGGAAUAUCUCCGCCGAAGGAAGAAGACACAAGGCUGUUUAUGAGAUCAAGACUCCAUAUCCUCUACGCCAUGCUAGAUGGAGGCCAUCCUGUCAGUCGUCUUGGCCUACAGGUCGUGGUACCAGACAGUGUACACAAAUUGUCACAUCAUACGAGCGUGAUCAUCCUAUCGUUCAUAUCUGGGACUUCCGAAGACCGUGGUUGCCGUUCCGCGAGAUGGAAGGUUACCAGACUGCGCCGACAGAUCUUCUAUGGCAUUCUCAAGACCUACUUUGGACAGUCAACAGGGAGGGUAUGUUUCUCCAACACGACAUCAAGUAUGCUCGCAAAGUCAUGGACAAGCGCAACAUGCAAGCUUUUGCCAUUUCUCCGCUUGGAGAAUUCAGUCUGGUGACUCAGAAGAGAGCUACCCGUCUCAGGCCUGGGCUCAACCGUGACGAUAGUGAGGCAUUCAUUCGUCAACGACGUUCUGGCCUUUCUCCCGCAGAAACGAUCGGACAAGGACAUAGCUCCAGUCGAGGAUCGCAUGACGACACUCUGGAUGACACCUUUCUGAGCAGCUCUUAUGGCAAGCGUCAUACAAGAUCUCCCAGUGCAAGACUUGGAAAGACAGCGAAUGGAUCCCCGCCAGCAUACGAUGUCGGUUCUACUCGGACAGUCAGUCUUGAAGAUGUAUUGAAAGCAGGCCGAGCAUACAAGCCAGGUCAGAGUGCAGCAAGAGGUCGUCUACCUGGUAGUCCGAACCUCCUGCUGCUUCAGUACUUCGCCAAGCAGUACAAAACGCGAUCACUCCCAGAACCUCCUACGGUCGAAGCAUUUCUCAGUAUACAUGAGAUCUUCGAGCAUAAUGCUACGCAUGCACAAAAGGCGUCAUUAUAUCGUAUGGCUCAAUCAUGGAGGAUGAUGGGUCGAGCUGUGAUGACAGAGCUGCUGAAUAGGGCUAACCAUCAUCGAGGAUUGAGAGCCAAGAACGAUUCAGGUCCUCGCAAGAGUCUUUUGGACGAAUCACCUUUCGCCAGGAGGACACGAAGAUGGCUCGGGUCUAAUGAACGCAGACUGAGCUCUAAACCGGGCACACCAUUAACGCGACCAUUGAGAGCAAUGGAGUCGCUUUCGACUGUCCAGCCUGACAGUACAUCAAACGUUCCUACGCCAAUCGCGCGACCUGUGAAAGAUCGGCCAGAGUCCGAGCGACCCCCCCUCAAAGAGAUUGAAAAAGACGAGAGCCUCACUCUGCCUCCUUCCCUGCUGACUCCUUCGGAGAUUCGCGAGAAUAUCGAGGGUCAAAAUCGAGCUACACUACAAGCAGUUGACCAUCGAGCUAUCGAACAUCGUAAUUCAUGGUACGGCUCAGUCCAGAACUACCAAGAGAAGCGGGAAGCUAUCAGUAAUUGGAGACAACCUUUGAAAGAGCCGCUCACACUAGAAGACGGGCAUCAAGAAAGACCCAAGCCAACGAGAUACAAUUCUGAUGAUAGCUUCGGCAUGUUUCUGUCUUUAUCUUCUCGAGAUGCUUCGGGGCCUGCGUCGUCGGUUGCUAGUAGUAGAUCAAAUCUCAUGGACGCUGUGCAAGAGAAUCUCCGAUCAGCAGGUUCGUACGGUUCGAUGAAUCUAGGAAGCAGUUCAUCUUCUGAGCCCAUCAUCGGUCGAAGCUAUCAAGCCAGACAAGACGUUCAAGAGGAAGAACGCAGAGAGAGUGUGGUCAUAUCAUCCUCGGGAAGUGAUCAUGAACAUACCAUGAUGGUCCCUGCGCCAAGACAGAAUGCAGAUGCACCAGCAAGAGAUAUUCCUCGAGACAUGCAAACACUAGCUAUGAAUAAUCAGCAGAGUUUCACGUCAGAUGUCGACAUACUCCCUAGACAGCGAAAGCUUUCGGAUGAUGUCGGUGACAUGGAAGCUAGUGGCACCAUCAUUCCCAAUCGACACUCGAGGCAACUGGGAAGGUCGAGGGAAGGAUCCAUCACGAAGCCCACAGCUCUCGUCCAUAACACGGAAAGUGCGCCCGCUGUAGUGCCUUCCAAAAACGCUCUCGUUGACAGCACAAAAACGCCAUUCAUCACAGCCGACUUCUUGGCAUCUGAUUACAACAUUGAUGCUGAGAAGGACAAGCCUUUCCGUAUCAUCAACAUGCUCAACCAUCUUCUCGACUACCAUACUGUCAAAGUGCCUGACGCACAGGCAGCGACCAAUCUCAUCUUCAUGUUGACGCCACUGUUGCCAGAGACUCACGCGCUACCUCAAGCAAAUAUCGACGCUACCAUCACCGUAUACAGCGAGUACUUUACAGCCAUGGGCUACAGCGACAUGGAGAUUUACAGCCUAUUCUCAACAUCAUUCGAACAUCUUAUCAAAGCAGGAUUACAACCUUUACAGGCAGAAAGCAUCAUCAGCACAUACCACAGUCAACUUCAACACCUUGGACUGUUCAGUCAUGCGGCAUAUCUACGUCGUGUCAGUUACCCAAUGUAUCCGUCUGUCUAUGAGGGUGGUCUCAAAGACACGCAAAUGAGCUUCAUGUGUGGUACUUGUAAGAAACCCAUCAACACUCCUAACAAGAUGCGUUGUGAGAAUUGCACCCAACGUCAAGAUCCUUGUCCGAUCUGUUGGUGCGAUACCAGUCCUUUCGAAGGGUCUGCAAAGAUCAAAACACAUGCGGGAGGUAAUCGCACCUCUGUAGUCGAACCUCUCAUUCGACCAAGAACUGCUGGAGACGAUAGUGAUGAAGAAACUCAACAGCAUGAAGAGGUAGUGGGCGUGCAGAAGAAUGCUCUAUACUCUACUUGCCUGCUAUGCAAUCAUUCAGCUCAUGCAGCUUGUUUACGAACCUGGCACUCUCCAUCUCACACAGAUCUUUCUCCAACAUCCGCAUCAACGUCCGAAGGCGCUUGUCCAACUCCAGGAUGUCUUUGCGCAUGCACACCAGGACCUCGACGUAAUGAACUGCUAAACAAUGUCGAGAAAAGGGAGCGAGAAAAGAGUGUCCGUGAUGACGAUUGGGUGGUAGCAGAAUCCAGAGCCGCACAAACAGCUGCUACAUUGGCUGGUGGGAGAAAGCAGAGUGGACUGAGUCUUACCACGCCGACUGAGGAGGUUAGCAACAGUAGAAGAGAAAGAAGAAGUGUGGGCUUUAGAAAGGGCUAGUUUUCUAGAACGUCGAUGCAGCCCCUAUCUUGAAGAAAUAUUGCCAAUGUUGAGCUCGCCAGCCUGCCGAGGCGUCUUGCAAAGUUGCCAUCGAAAGGCAUCGUGGUUUUCGUGAUGACGGGAUUGUCCAUAGAGAACAUGUGUCAGUAAACGCUCUCAGCGGCUAUGUACUCUGUAAUCAAAAAACAUCUUGCCUUUUGACAGCCUCUCUCACGGAGCCAGCACACAUGCCGUUGCUGUCUUCCCCUAGUCAGGAUCAU
Molecule: messenger RNA, 4482 nt
Organism: Aureobasidium pullulans EXF-150
Lineage: Eukaryota; Fungi; Ascomycota; Dothideomycetes; Dothideales; Saccotheciaceae
Exons: 1
Coding region: 161-4222 (1353 amino acids)
Biological process (GO): positive regulation of TOR signaling
Molecular function (GO): protein binding
Source: RefSeq, a predicted model, not a curated record